Colletotrichum chrysophilum is the source of this 585-nucleotide messenger RNA. RefSeq lists its product as uncharacterized. The transcript has a single exon. NCBI's taxonomy places the organism in Eukaryota, Fungi, Ascomycota, Sordariomycetes, Glomerellales, Glomerellaceae. Bases 1 to 585 code for a protein of 194 amino acids. The record is from RefSeq and is a predicted model, not a curated record.
AUGGAACCAGCUUCGCAGCCCCAGCCGGUCCAAGCACCAAACUCUCGGAUCCGCCGCGCGGUCUCGCGGCCCUGGGACUUCCUCAAAGCUCACCUCCGCCCCGUCUGCCAAUACGUCCGCCGGCACUUCACCCGCCCCAGCGCCUCCGACGACGCGGCGCGCGCCCUCGCCCUCGCCCGCCGCCAAGCCCACCUGCAGGUGCUGCGGGCCAACUUCCGCCCCGACGUCGUGCAGAGCCUGCAGGAGACGCCGUGGCUCGCGGCGCACCUCGCUGCCGGCGGGGAGGGCGCGUGGGACGAGAGCCAGCGGACGUUUCCCGACCGCGUGGCGGGCCACGUCCUCACGCGCCUGCAGAUGCAGAACUUUAACUUUGUCGAGAGGGGGCAGGUGAAUCUGCCGGCGCGGUCGGUGCGCCACCUGGAGUCGAUCAUGGAGCUUGUCUUUGUGGAGGAGGUUGCGAGGAAGAUGGCGGUGAUGAUGCGGGAGGCAUGGGUGGAUCCUGAGGGACCUAGCUGGUGGUGGGUUUUUAGGCAUAAGACUGUCGCGGAGUGGUUGAGGGCUGUGGUUGAGCUGCAGUUUUCUUGA